GCAACGAAGCUGUAGGCGGCAGGUUCUCACUGGGUGUCUGACUAGUACUUUCUCUGCCUUGCUUGUUUGAGCUUCAGCAGAAUUUGAAAUGGCUGGCGGCAAGGCUGGGAAGGACUCCAGAAAGGCCAAGACAAAGGCGGUUUCCCGCUCGCAGAGAGGAAAUACGGUGGGCCGUAUUCAUGGACACCUGAAAUCUAGGGAGACCAUCCAUGGACGUGUGAGCGUGACUGCCGCUGUGUACAGCGCAGCCAUUCUGGAAUACCUUACCGUGGAGGUACUUGAAUUGGCAGGAAAUGCAUCAAAAGACCAGAAGGUAAAGCGUGUUACCCUUCGUCGCUUGCAACUUGCUAUUCGUGGAGAUGAAGACUUGGACUCUCUCAUCAAGACUACGAUUGCUGGUGGUGGUGUCAUUCCACACAUCCACAAAUCUCUGGGAAGAAAGGACAACAGAAGACUGUCUAAAGGAUGCCUGGAUUCCUUAUUAUCUCAGGACUCCACAUACUCUAACAGCUGUCCAGUGCUGGUGAUUCCAGUGUACUGUAUCUCUGUGAAAAACACAAUUUUGCCUUUUUGUAAUUCUGUUUGAGCAAGUUGGAAGUUUAAUUAGUUUUCCAAUCAACCAAAUUUCUGCAUUCUAGGCUUAACCAUAUUUAAGUGUUACUGUGGCUUCAAAGAAGCUAUUGAUUCUGAAGUAGUGGGUUUUGAUUGAGAUGACUGUUUUUAAAAAACUGU
Messenger RNA from Lagenorhynchus albirostris (white-beaked dolphin), 732 nucleotides. RefSeq names its product histone H2A.Z-like. Gene Ontology annotation, cellular component: nucleosome. Gene Ontology annotation, molecular function: structural constituent of chromatin; DNA binding; protein heterodimerization activity. The record is from RefSeq and is a predicted model, not a curated record. The transcript has a single exon. NCBI's taxonomy places the organism in Eukaryota, Metazoa, Chordata, Mammalia, Artiodactyla, Delphinidae. The coding region runs from base 89 to 586 and encodes 165 amino acids.